CUGCCCUUUCGCUCUCCCGGGACGUGUGGCCAGGGCUGCCCGCCCCCGGCCCGCCGCGCCCCGGCCUUUCCCUCUCGCUGCCGGGGCAGGUUCGCUUCCUUCGGCUGCGCAGCCCCCGGGGCCGCUGCACAUCGCCAGCCGUCCCCGCACCCCUCCCGUCGCCCUGCCCCCAGGGCUCCCCGGCCUUCCGUGAGUCCCUUGCGGCGACCGGGGCGGGGGUUUGGGGGGCGGGGGCUCCUGCAGGGCAGGGGGGCAGCCCAGGCACAGCCCUCAGCCGGGAGACCAGGGACCCCCGGGCUGGGAUACGGGCAGUGGGCAGCCCCAGGCAGCCCCUCCCGCGUCCCCGGCCCCAUCCCCCGCCCCGUCGCACCUGCCGGUGCCGGCAGCGCUUUCCGGGAAGGCAGCGGGGGGCCCCGAGGGGAGGGGUUACCAAGGGGCGAGGCGGUCGCAGCUCAGCCGGAUUUCGGAUUCGCUGCUGCAUCGGGAUGAGCCGUCACCUCCUCUCCAUCCUCACCCUGCCUAUCGGGGCCUCCGUGGCCGCGGCCGCUGCGGGGACACAGCUCUUCUGCCAGGCAGCCGAGGACCCCAGCGGGGAAAAGGCCCGCGAGAAGGAGGCAAAGGCCACCAAGAGCAAGUGGUGGCCCAUUCGAGAGCAGAAACACCCCACAAGGAAUGUCAAGUGUGACCUGACCGGCUGGUGGGAGAACGAGCUGGGCUCCAAGAUGCACGUGCCUGAGGUUGACAGCCAGGGCAGGUUCUCCGGCGAGUACAUCACUGCCGUGUCGAGCGCCCAGAAACCCAUCGAGCCCUCCCCGCUUGUCGGCUCCCAGCACUUGGAUGAGGACGGGCAGUGCACCUUCGGCUUCACCGUCAACUGGAAGUUCUCUGACUCCACAGCUGUCUUCGUGGGCCAGUGCUUUGCUGGGAACAGCGGGGAGGAGGUCCUGCAGACCUCCUGGCUGCUGCGGGAGAAGGUCGACUCCCUGUCCAGCGACUGGAAAGCCACCAGGACCGGGCACAACAUCUUCACUCGGGUGCACUGAAGGGAGGAGGGAGAAUCCUCUCGCUUCAGCCGGGCUCGGCAGAACAGGUGUUCCCUCAGCAGCUUCAGGGUUGGUUUCAGCUUUAACGGAAGAUGUCGCCAAGUUCCAAAGAAAAAUAAACUUGUUUUUUGUCUUUAAA
Molecule: messenger RNA, 1182 nt
Organism: Tyto alba (common barn owl)
Lineage: Eukaryota; Metazoa; Chordata; Aves; Strigiformes; Tytonidae
Product: avidin-like
Exons: 5
Coding region: 486-1043 (185 amino acids)
Molecular function (GO): biotin binding
Source: RefSeq, a predicted model, not a curated record